This is a messenger RNA of Histoplasma mississippiense, 1530 nucleotides long. RefSeq lists its product with no specific name. Gene Ontology annotation, molecular function: tubulin binding. The transcript has a single exon. Gene Ontology annotation, biological process: dynein-driven meiotic oscillatory nuclear movement; microtubule cytoskeleton organization; establishment of mitochondrion localization. Gene Ontology annotation, cellular component: cell cortex; mitochondrion. The record is from RefSeq and is a predicted model, not a curated record. The coding region runs from base 1 to 1530 and encodes 509 amino acids. Lineage: Eukaryota; Fungi; Ascomycota; Eurotiomycetes; Onygenales; Ajellomycetaceae.
AUGCCUUCCGACUUUGAAAAUGACUAUACAUACCUGGGAACAUCCCUACCCACGGGAAACGACAAGAAGCCCUACCGGACCCCCUCAAACCCAAUGUCGCGCCGCCCAUCGCUCCACCGCAGAGAUUCGUCUCCAGGACCCGCCUCCUCCCCUCCGCGCUUCAACUCCGACAACCGGUACGAAUCCGAUGGGCCUGUCAGCCCAAUUGACGCCGCAAAUGAUGAGACAAUUUCUCCCCUAGAUCCUCGACGGUUCACCCCAACCUUACAUGCCUCUCUCGUUUCCGAGAUCUUGUCCCUGCGCCGCGACAUGGAGGCGAAAGCGAAGGCAAUUGAUUCUCUUGAGAUGACCCUGGAAACGGCAAAGUCGGAAGCGGAGUCUUUGAGCGAGACGCUCGCAAGGAGCUCCAAGGAGAACCGUUCAUUGAAAAAGCAGAUACAGCUUCUUGAGGGCGGUUCCAUGUCUGCUAUGACAGAAUUGUCCAAGGAGCGUGAUGAUGCUUUAGAGAACAUUGCGGAUUUCCGCAAAAGACUUGAACAGUCACAGAAAAGAGCGCGUACUCAGGAAGAAGAAAUUGAACGGACCCAAAGGCUGUGGGAGCGGGAUAAGCAGAAUUGGGAGGAAGAGCGGAGGAACUGGGAACGGAAAGUCCACGUCGUCGAGGGACGUCUGAAAGUUGUUCUCAACGAGGUUGCAGCAGCUCAGGCAGCAGGUUCAUUUCCUCGUGGUGUUGAUGGAGACUUUGAUGAUUCUGUUCGUGAUGGCAUGAUGGCAAAGGGUAGUGACACCAACAGCAUCCGCUCGGGCAGUGUCAUGGGACGGCGACGUACGAGCACUGCAAGCGUAAGUACCCAUGACGGCGAUCUGCAUAAUGUAAGGUACUCCGUCAUGAGUUUUGCCAAUGGCCAUGGACACAAGGUGGACGGCUUGAACCUAGCAGACGAACUCGCAUUUGACGAGGAAGAGGAAGACACAUUGGGUCUAGAUGACCGACCUGAUUCGAGAUGCACGGUUCCUGACCACGAAAGGCCCAUAUCAAUGCAAUCGCGACGGAUGAGCAGCAGGAUGGCCCGGCGUACGUUCGAAAUACCACUUGACGGGCAUGAAAGGUUCGGCACUCCCGAUGUGCUUGAUCAUCCAAAAAAUCUGAAUGUGAUUCCGGAUGUCGAACAAAAUGAAAAGAGGACUACCGCUGUACCACAAUUGGAAUAUAGGGACAUCGGAAUCCAAUAUACUCCACCUCCAUCCCCUAAGGUUGUACCGGAACCCCAUCAAGUCGUUAUCGAUGAGGCUCCCCCGGUGUAUGGAGCGAGCAAUGAAAAUCAAGAGAAAAAUCAAAUGUCCUCCAGUACAGAACCAAUGCCUGUAUACGAAUCGAAGGACAGUAGCACCGUCACUGCGCCUGUCCUCACCACCUCUUCUGCAUGCCAGACAACUGGAGAGCCUCCAAGCCCUCCUUCAACCCCAACAGUUGAAGAAAUUCCAUCAGAGGAGUCCACACCCAUAGCUUCUCAGGGCUCCCGUGACUGA